AUGUUUAACUCUGUAUACUGUAGUACAACUUGUUUUUCUUCUUCUCAUAUUAUCCUGGGAAACACUGGUGGGACUGCCAACCACCUUGAAAGUGUACCAGAAGACCUAGGAGGUGCUGAGGCUCCUUAUGAGGCUCUUGAAAGUAUCCCUAGGGAUCCUGGAGGUGCUGUGGAUUAUUCACUUGAAGGCAUCCCAGAGGAACUCUGUGACUAUGCAGAGGUAUUUUCUGAGGACAAGGUGACAGAGUUGCCUCCUCAUUGCUCCUAUGACUUGGAGAUAGUCCUCCAAGAUCAAACCAAACAGGUUAAAGGACCUGUCUAUCCCCUUAGACCUUCUGAUGAUGAGGAACUCAAGAGGAUCUUAAAGGAACAGCUGGACCAAGGCCUUAUCAGGCCCUCAAAAUCCCAUUACAGCUCUCCUGUGAUCUUUGUUCCCAAAAAGAAUGGCAAAAGGAGGAUGUGCAUUGACUACCGUGCACUGAAUGCCAACACAGUCAAGAACUCUUACCCCCUUCCUUUGAUUUCCAAUCUCAUUGAGAAGUUAAGGGGUGCAAAGUGCUUUACUGCUCUAGACCUUAAAUCUGGAUAUAACCUUGUCAGAAUUAAGGAAGGAGAUGAAUGGAAAACAGCAUUCAAGACUAAAUAUGGCCUUUUUGAAUACCUGGUUAUGCCCUUUGGGCUGUGCAAUGCCCCAGCUACCUUCCAGCAUUUCAUGAAUGAUAUCCUGAGGGACAUCUUAGAUGUCUAUGUGAUAGUGUACUUGGAUGAUAUCCUUAUUUUCUCCAAAUCCAGAGAAGAACAUGUUACCCAUGUCAGGGAAGUUCUCAAAAGGCUACAGAAGCACAAGUUGUACUGUCAGCUUGAGAAAUGCAGGUUCUUCCAGGAUCAAGUACACUACUUGGGAAUCAUAGCCAAUGGGGAAGGGGUAUGUGCAGACCCUGAAAAAAUCUCCAAAGCUGUUGAUUGGGCAACACCCCAGACAGUUAAAGGGGUUCAAGAGUUCUUAGGUUUUGUCAACUUCUACAGGCGGUUCAUUAUGAACUUCUCCAAGCUUGCAUAUCCACUCUAUCAACUGUUGCGCAAGGAGAACCCUUGGAAGUGGGGUGCUGAACAGCAGGAGUCUUUUGACAACCUAAAAAGAGCUCUGAUUGAAUCCCCUGUCCUCAUUCAGCCUGAUGUUUCAAAAGAGUUCUUCCUUGAGUGUGAUGCAUCAGAUUAUGCAACUGGUGCAAUCCUUAGCCAAAAAGGUGGAGAUGACAAACUCCAUCCUGUGGCCUUCCUUUCAAAGAGCCUAUCACCUGCAGAAUGCAACUAUGACAUCUAUGACAAAGAGUUGCUUGCAGGAGAGCUGGGACCCUUCCUUCCGCCAGCCUCCCCUGAGCUCGGCGAAGUAUCUCUCGAGCGGGUCAUCCGCCUCCUCUGGGGACUCCAAUCCCAGGUUGACCGCAUCGAGCGGACCCUCUCGGAGCAAGCCAAAGUUAGCCGAGAGGUUCGGACCAAUGUCGAGAACAUCUCACAAGCGGUCGAUACUGUCAAGGAUGGGCUUGCCCAACUCCAGCAAUCCCGGGGCCCCCACACCCCAGAAGAACGAAAACCCCCCGCGGUCAAGGAAACUCCCAGGGCCGCGCCCAAAGUCAAGCCUUUUGGCAAGACUCAACCAUCCCUCGGGGCUCCAGCCCCCAUCUUCUCCACAGGGGCCCCUAGGCGCGACCCCCUCACCCUGUUUAACCCCUAUCCCUCCUCUUCCUUCCCUUCUGGACCGGCUCCAGCCCAAGGACCUCCACCAGCGCCUGUCAUUACCCCGGCGCAGCCUCCAGCCCCCUCCACUGUAAAGGUGGACCACCCAGAUGCCUUCAAAGGCAAGAUAGGCUCGGAGGCCAAGCAAUGGCUAACCCGCAUGUUGGCCUGGGUUUGCCUCAACCAGAGGCAGUUCCCCUUGGACUUGGAGGUCCUCAGCUUCCUUCUCAUGAAUAUGGAGGAAGCAGCAGGGGCCUGGGCCCAUCCCCACUUGGACCAAUUGGGGUCCCAUCGCGCACUCAUCCAGACCGUGGAUGAGUUCAAAAUCGAAUUCCUGGCCGCCUUUGGCGACCCUGAUGCAACCCGUGCAGCGGAGCGGAAGAUCACUUCCCUAACACAGACCGGCACUUGUGCCAAAUAUAUUACUAAGUUCCGCACGCUGCAAAUGGAGCUCGAUUGGAACAAUGCCGCACUACGCGGCCAAUUUGCGCAGGGACUUCACUGGGAGGUCCGAAGACAGAUUGCCACAAGGGAGAGGCAACCCCGUACCCUGAGGGAGCUGCAAGAUGCUGCCCUCAUCAUUGACAACGCCCUCCGCGAGGAAAGAGCCAGCCACCCGCAACAGGGUAAUAAGUCUGCCAAAUCCUCUACCACCCCCAACCGGGGGGCGAGUACCGGCCAACAGGCCACCAAAACCGGCCCCCUCUCUUCCAACCCCAACUACGUCUCGGAAGAAGAACGCAACCGCCGCCGCGCAGAAGGCCUCUGUGUGAAAUGCGGAAGGGCCGGCCACAAGUUUGCCAAGUGUAGAACCGGCUGGAAGGCUACCCCAAAGGAGGACAAAGGGAAAGCCAAGGAAACCGCCAAGAUUGGCAAAGACUCUGGAUCCCAAUUGGGAAAAGAUACCAAUAGACACGCCCCACUUUUUACAAUUCCAAUCCAACCAGAAAAGAUAGCGGAAACAUUAGAAGUCCUGAUUGACUCAGGCGCCACAUCCUCCUUCCUCCAUCCACGCACCGCCGAGGCAUUACGUCUCCCCCUAAUAGACCUCCCUUCACCCCGUACCGUUACUAUGCUCAAUGGGUCAAGCCCCCAGGCAGGAAAAAUCUGGAAAAAGGCAGUACUUACCUUUACAUAUGAUGGCAAGAAGAUGACGGAAACCUUCCUCAUCUGUAAUACCGGCAGUCAUGCUGCCAUCCUAGGUUUAAAAUGGUUAGACGCCCACAACCCAGAAAUAGAUUGGAACGCGCGCACACUUUCCUUUCCACACACUCCGCCAGAACACGUGGCCAUUGCCAAGGAGGAAGAAGCUGACCAAAACCCUCUAGAAGGAGUACCCUCCAAGUACCACCAAUACGCCAAGGUAUUUGGAGAAGAAGAAUUCAACAAGCUUCCUCCUCACAGGCAUUACGAUAUAGGAAUUGAACUCACGGAAGAGGGUCCCCUUAAUUUGCCUCUGUAUAGUAUGACCAACGCCAAAUCCGCUACACUCAAGGAUUGGCUCAGGGACGAGCUCAAAUCUGGAAAGAUCCGUCCCAGCAAAUCAUCUAUCAGUUCCCCCGUCAUGUUUGUCCCUAAGAAAGAUGGUUCCCGCCGCCUGGUUGUCGACUACCGCCGCCUUAACAACUGGACCAAGAAAAACGUCUAUCCACUACCCCGUCCAGAUGAUCUUAUGGCCCAGCUCCGUGGUGCCAAGGUUUUCACUAAAUUAGACUUGAGAUGGGGUUACAACAACGUCCGAGUUAAGGAAGGGGAUGAAUGGAAAACUGCAUUCCGCACCAAGUAUGGCCUAUACGAAUCCCUAGUUAUGACCUUUGGUCUCACCAACGCCCCCGCCGCAUUUCAACACUUCAUGAACAAGCUGUUCAAAGAUUUAUUGGACGUAUGCGUCAUCAUAUACCUCGAUGACAUCCUGAUUUAUUCCAAGGAUGACGCUGCUCACACACAACACGUUCAUGAGGUCCUAAAGCGGCUAAUGGAGAAUCAACUAUUCUGCAAGGCGUCCAAAUGCACCUUCCACGUCACCUCCGUGGAAUACUUGGGAAUCAUUGUCUCGGAUAAGGGUUUUAGCCUGGAUAAGCUCAAGAUCCAGGCGGUACAGGAAUGGCCAACACCCACUAAGGUCAAGGAAGUUCAAUCGUUCCUAGGAUUUGCCAAUUUCCUUCGUCGCUUUGUGGCCAACUUCAGCCACAUGGCUAGGCCGCUACACAACCUAGUCAGGAAAGACACGCCUUGGAAAUGGGACACAAAGGAGCAAGAAGCAUUCCAAGGCCUAAAGAAUGCCAUCACCAACGCCCCCGUACUCUGCCACGCCGACCCUACCAAACCUUAUUUCCUUGAGACAGACGCAUCUGGCGCGGCCCUAGGAUCCAUACUCAGCCAACGCCAAGAGGACGGACGCCUACAUCCGCUGGGAUUCCUGUCAGAAUCAUUCAAGGGUGCUGAACAGAAUUAUGACACCCACGAUAAGGAACUCCUGGCCAUCAUCCAAUCAUUUGAAUACUGGCGCAUAUUCUUAGAAGGUACCUUGCACCCCAUAACGGUUUUCACUGAUCAUUGGAACCUGGAGUACUGGAAGGAAUCUAGAACCUUCAACCGCCGCCACGCACGAUGGCACCUCCUCCUUGCCGGUUACAAUUUCCAGAUAGUCUAUUGCCCAGGGAAACAGUCAGGAAAACCAGAUGCCCUCUCACGCCGCUUGGAUCAUGCCGAUGUCCCUCCUGCCGAUCAAACAAUGCUUCCAGACCCUGUAUUCGCCAACGUUGCCCUAGUCACACCAGAAAAGGAAUUACAACAACAGAUUGAGUUGUCCCUGGAUCAGGACGAGUCGCUAGAAGAAAUCCUCCAAUUCUUACAGAACGAGUCCAAGGCACCGCCAUCCAUCAAACGCGCAUUCAAGGAUUACAAGAUGGAGGCGGGGUUACUUUUCUAUCAAGGACGAAUUGUAGUCCCCGACGUUGGAACACUAAGGACAGAUCUGCUCCGCAUUUUCCAUGACAGCCCCCUGGCAGGACACCCGGGAAGACAGCGCACUCUGGAAUUGGUGUCAAGAAGUUACUACUGGCCGGGUAUCCGCAGUGACACGUAUUGGCACGUAGACUCAUGCGAAACGUGUCAACGGAUCAGGAAACCCAGAUACGCGUCUAUUCCACCCCAGCCUCUGGAACUACCGUCUAGACCCUGGCAACAUGUUUCCUACAAUAUGAUUGUGGACUUACCAAAGGACGGGAAUCACAACUCGAUCCUGGUCAUCAUUGAUAGCUUCACUAAGUACGGGAUAUUUGUCAAAUGCUCCAAGAAACUAAAAGCCCCGGAACUAGCAGAAUUAUUCUUGGAACAUGUAUGGAAACGACACGGCAUGCCUGAAAAAACGGUCUCGGAUAGAGGGAGGGUAUUCAACAACAAAUUCUUGAAGGCGCUGUACAAACGCCUGGGAAUUGACCCCCACUACUCCUUGGCGUAUCAUCCCCAGAGCGAUGGCCAAACUGAACGGGUCAACCCGUCCAUCGAACAUUUCCUAAGGGCAUACUCUGGCAUCAACCAACGGGACUGGACAAAAUGGCUGCCCAUGGCGGAGUUUGCAUACAACAACGCCGUACAUAGUAGCACGGGCAAAACCCCUUUCAAGGCCCUGUAUGGCUGGGAACCUACCCUAACCCCAUCAAACGUACCAACAGACGUCCCGGAAGCAGACGACCUGGCCCAAACAAUGGAGGCACAAUGGAGGGAGGUGGAAUCAGCACUCCGACAGUCCAAACAACAAAUGACAGCCGGAGAAGAUGGGAGCCCAACGGAGUUUGAAAUUGGAGAAGAAGCUUGGCUGGAUGCCAAGAACGUUAACCUUAAAACACUAAGUCCCAAACUAACGGAACAACGUCUGGGACCCUUCAAGGUUAUCAAAAAAAUCUCCGACCGGGCUUAUUGUCUAGAGCUUCCCCCAACCAUGAGGAUCCACAACGUCUUCUAUGUGGGACUCCUAUCUAAGGUCAAAAGGGAUAAAAAACGUAACUUUGAAAAUCGUCCCCCACCAGUCACCGUGGACGGAGAAGAGGAAUACCAGGUCAAGGGAAUCACUGAUGCCGAAGAAAGGAACGGAAAAUGGUUCUUCCAAGUCAAAUGGAAGGGAUACGGGUCCAAAGAAAACACGUGGGAACCCCAAGAAAACCUAAAAAACGCCAAAAAAAUUUUAGAAAAAUACGAAAAAGACAUGAAAAAGAAGGCCCUUGGCGCUGCCAAGGCCCUUAGAGGGGGGCAGUGUCGGGAGGCUAAAGGGGGGGGUGAAGCCCCUGCACUUAUUGCACCAGAGCUUUUUAUCUCUUCAAUUCUCACAGACAGUGACCUCAAUGACCUUAUCAGAGAUGCACUGCCUGAUGACAAAACUGUUGCCAAAAUCCUGAAGUCCUUGGAGGAAAACAUUCCUGUUAAAGGCUGGUCUCUGGAUAAUGGGUUGCUCUACUACCACCAGUGCAUUUAUGUACCCAAUGAGCCAGAAAUCAGGCGCCUUGUUCUUGAAAGCAGGCAUGAUAAUCCUUCCACAGGCCAUCCAGGACAGUGGAGAACCAUGGAGUUGCUGUCUCGCCAUUAUUAUUGGUCUGGGAUGAAGCAAUCUGUGGCCAAAUACAUUCAGGCAUGUGAUUCAUGCAUCAGAAGUAAACAUUCCAACCAGGCCAAGAUGGGGCUACUCCAACCUAUUGAUCUACCCAGAAAGCCUUGGGAGGAAAUUACAUAUGACCUGAUUGUUGGCCUUCCUAUUUCAGAGGGAUAUGAUGCAAUACUCACAGUGGUGGAUAGACUAUCCAAGAUGGUCCAUUUCAUUCCUACCACCUCUAAAGCCACUGCUGUUGAUGUUGCAAAUCUCUUUGUGAACUUCAUAUGGAAACUCCAUGGGCUGCCCAGAAAAACCAUCUCAGAUUGUGGGCCUCAAUUCAAUGCCAAAUUCCUGUGCCAAGUAUACAAGCGUUUGGGGAUAGAACCACACUUCUCAACAGCCUACAGACCCCAAGUGGAUGGGCAAAGUGAGAGGUUAAACCAGUUUGUUGAAAUCUUCCUAAGGCACUAUCUUAGCCAUAGGCAAGAUGACUGGGUUGCUCUCCUUCCCUUGGCAGAAUUUGCAUAUAACAAUGGGGUUCAUGCUGGGUCCAAACACUCUCCUUUUUACCUCUGUUAUGGGUACAAUCCAGAUUUCACUGUUGGGGAUAUUACUGUUACCCAAGUCCCUCAAGCAGAUGAACUGGCUGAGUUCUUGAAGAAAAACCUGGAGGAAGCCAAAGCUGCAUUAACCAUGGCCCAGAACAAGCAAGCCUUCUACUACAAUAAUAAGCACAAGGCAGCAAUCAAGCUUGAACCUGGUGAUAGGGUCUUCUUAGACAGCAGCAAUAUCAAAACUUCAAGGCCUUCCCACAAACUUGAACACAAGAGGUUGGGACCAUACAAAGUCUUGGAGAAGAUUGGCAAAGAGAGCUACAAAUUGGAACUUCCAAAAUCUAUGAAGAUCCAUCCAGUAUUCCACAUAGCUCUACUCCACAAGGAACCCUUUGAUGAAUUCCAGCGCAAACCCAAACCUUUGCCUCCUGUAAUUACCCAAACAGGAGAAGAAGAAUAUGUGGUGGAGAAGAUUUUGGAUUCCAGGAAGCAAGGAAGGAACCUGUGGUACUAUGUCAAGUGGAAAGGGUAUGGACCAGAAGAGAACACCUGGGAACCCAAAAGUCACUUGGCCAAUGCACCAAAACAGGUUGCCAAAUUCCACCAGCUCCACUCAGAUGCACCUGGGCCUUGA
Rhizoctonia solani is the source of this 7512-nucleotide messenger RNA. RefSeq names its product Retrotransposable element Tf2 protein. Gene Ontology annotation, biological process: DNA integration. Gene Ontology annotation, molecular function: zinc ion binding; nucleic acid binding. The transcript has 4 exons. The record is from RefSeq and is a predicted model, not a curated record. Bases 1 to 7512 code for a protein of 2503 amino acids. NCBI's taxonomy places the organism in Eukaryota, Fungi, Basidiomycota, Agaricomycetes, Cantharellales, Ceratobasidiaceae.